Anas platyrhynchos (mallard) is the source of this 4288-nucleotide messenger RNA. It is a transcript of the gene LCMT2, whose product is annotated as leucine carboxyl methyltransferase 2. The record is from RefSeq and is a predicted model, not a curated record. Gene Ontology annotation, biological process: tRNA methylation; wybutosine biosynthetic process. Gene Ontology annotation, molecular function: protein binding; tRNA methyltransferase activity. Lineage: Eukaryota; Metazoa; Chordata; Aves; Anseriformes; Anatidae.
GGCGCGCUCCACGCUCAGCGUCCCGCCCCUGACGCGCCGCGCGGUGCGACGCGGCCUGCGCCCGGCGAUCGGGUUGCCCGGCGCUGCCGGCCGGUGCGGGCGGGAUGGGCCGCGGGCGCCCGGGCGGCCCGCGCGACGCCGCCGUGCAGGGCACCGGCGGCAGCAGCGCCAUCAGCAAGUGCUCGGCGGCGGAGCGGGGCUACUUCGAGGACCGGUUCCUGCGGCUCCUGGCGGGGCGGCGGCGGCGGCGCGCGCCGCUUGUCCACCGGGGUUAUUAUAUCCGUGCCCGUGCUGUAGAUCACUGUGUUCAAGACUUUCUGCUAAAGACCCAAAGUUAUCCUAGGACACAGAUCCUGUCUUUAGGUGCUGGCUUGGACUCCUUGUACUUCCGUUUGAAAGACAUGGGUCUUCUGCAUCACACUGUGAUGUAUGAGGUGGAUUUCCCAAAUGUGGCACGCCAAAAAGCUACACUGAUCAAAACAACAAAAGAGUUGUCAGCACUUGUGGGAGAUACUGAAGGGGAGCGAUUAGGAGUCACUACUGCCUUUUCUGGAGAAGAUUAUAAAUUACUGGAGGUGGAUUUAUCAGAGUUGUCUAAGCUGAGUACAGCCCUAAAAGAAGCAGGACUGGACAAUGAAGUCCCCACCCUUUUCAUAGCAGAGGUGGUGCUCACCUAUCUGGAAAACAGCAGGUCAGAUGCCUUGAUUCAGUGGGCAGCAGAGCAUUUCUCUCAGGCAUGCUUUCUGCUGUAUGAGCAGAUGCACCCUGAGGACUCCUUUGGACGUGUCAUGCAGCAGCAUUUUAGCCAGCUGAACUCUGCACUUCAUUCUUUGUCACAAUACCCUGAUUGUGAGGCUCAGCAGAGGCGCUUUUUUGAAAAAGGCUGGACUGAGUGCAGUGUCAUGGAUAUGAAUGAGUUUUUCACCUGUUGUAUUCCAGAAAAUGAACAACAAAGAGUGCAGUCUCUGGAGCCUUUUGAUGAAUAUGAGGAAUGGCAUCUGAAAUGUUCUCAUUACUUUGUCUUGACUGCAUCAAAGGGGAUGGAACCUUCCUGGACUCCAUUGUUAUCCAGUAUGACAGUUCCUCAUCAUCAUGGUCCUGUCAGGAUAGUUGGGAGUAUCAAUGCAUUGGCGUGUGAAGUGCGCUCUGAAGCUUCUGGCUUGAGACGUUAUGGUCACCACUCUGCUCUUAUCACACCCAAUGUAAUUCUGACCACUGGAGGCUUUGGGGAGGAGAAUGGACAGCACUGUCGUAUGAGAAAUUUUCAUGUGCUAAUUAAGCAUGCAGGCUACUGGAAGGCUGGAUGUGUGAAAAAGGAAAAUCAUGAUAAAAGAUGGGACGAGCGAUUGUACCAUACUGUGUCAUGUCUCUCAAGUAGCCUGGCCCUGGUGGUAGGAGGACGAACAUCCCCAAAUGCAGCUUUGGGAAUGCUGUGGCUAAAGUUUCCCAAAACCUGUAACGACUCGGAUCCAAAUGACAUUACAGUGGAGCUUGUAAGUCUGCAGCCUGCUGCUGAACCAUUUGCUUUGCGCUGGAGACACAGUACAACUGAAGUAAUAUUCAAAGGUGAGAAGUACCUCUUUAUAUACGGAGGCCGCUCUGCUGUGCAGCCAGUGCUAGGAGAUUGGUAUUUCCUGCACACUCCAGAAAUUUCCUGCACUGUGAUUCCUGUUGAGGGUCCAGUACCAGAAGGCCGUCACUCUCACAGUGCCUGUAGCUGGAAAGGAGGAGUGCUAAUUGCAGGAGGUCUGGGAGCAGCUGAGCAGCCCUUAGGUUCAGUUUUCUUUCUGAGGGAGGCUGAGCACGGCUUUCAGUGGCAGACAGUAGAGACACACCCUCCUCUCAUCCCAAGGUAUUCACAUACUGCUCACGUGCAUGAUGGAAAACUACUGCUUGUUGGUGGAGUGUGGCUUCACUCAUUCUCUGUGCCAGGCAUCACUGUCAUUGACUUAAUAACUGGUCUCUGCUUGGACUACACAAUUAGUGUGGAGCAUUUGGAGUGGCCAUUAAUGCUGCAUAAUCAUAGUAGUGUUUUUCUGCCAAAUGAAAAGGAGUUGUUGCUUAUUGGUGGUGGUGGGAACUGCUUCUCCUUUGGGACACACCUGAACCCAAAGCCCGUCUCAUUGAGCCUCAGAAAUAUUUUGACCAGACACUAAUUGGGACCAAACAGGACCGAACUGUGCCACUGCACCAUGGGAGAUGAUGAUUUGAAACCUGCCCGGAAGAAAUGCUUGCUGUUUACAGUUCAGACUGUAAAGCUGCUUGUCUUCCUGAGAACAGCUGCAUGCACAUGGCAUCACAGGCUGUGAAGGCUCAGGCAAGGAUCUCUCUGUGCAAGAGAGAUCUCUCCGAUUAUAAGGGGGACUAAGGGCCUCUCCAUGCAGUCUCUGGGAAAGCCAUCAUCUACUAGAAGAAAGCCCUAGGGGGGACUUCUCAGAGGUAAGAAGCCUUCAACUUAUGGGGACCCCUAACUCAUGUGUCGAGCAUGUGAGACAAACAUCCAUGGCACAAAGAUCGUAGAUGACUUCCCAGAGGUAAGCAGCUUUCCCUUUGUUCCCCUGUCCUCUCAGGAGCCCUCCUUACUCUCUUUGCACAUGCUCGAGGCCCACAACACUCGUUUUCUCCUCUAUUUAGCAUUUCUAGUCCCUGCCUUACCUGCUCUCAACCCUCCCUCUUCCCAAAGAACCUGUGUGCUCUGCUCAGGUCCCUCCUGAGGUUCUGUAGGUCUUUUAAAUACCACUAUUUUUUCUCCUGUGCCCUUUGAGGGUAUCUGUACCCUUUUCAGACCUUGAUUUUUUUUUAUUAUUAUUAUUUAUUUUUUGACCCAGCUGUGUAACCUUUUGUUUUCAGAUAGCCUACUCAAGUACCUGAUUUCUCCUGUGAGUCAUGUUAUUACAUUGAAUUGAUUUUUUUUUGGUGUGUAAUCUGUUACCCUCCUAGAUUAUCUCCUAGUUUAUUGUCUUUUUGAUAUUAAAAGUUGAAGCAAAAGCAUAUGAAUUAUUGCUUCCAGUAACACUGCAAGCUGUUGAUCUAAGGCAGAUAUUUAACACAGAGGCUGCUCCUCCUGCUCUCUCUCCCUUCCCGUGCUUUGCUCUUCCCCUUUUCCAGGCUAUUGGGGCAGGGUGCUGGGUAGUGCCUAAUGGCCUAAUGGUAUACGAGCCACAGGCAUCCCAUCAGAGAGCUCAUCCUGCCCGAGCUGCUUUUUGGGGUAAGUGAGUUGAUUUUCUUUCAGUCAGUUGCAGGUUUUUUUUUUUAGGUAGGUCAGAGUCUAUAGGCUGAUGCAUUUCAAUGUUGAGAGAGUUAAGCAUAUCUUUUUGAGGUAGCAACUAGCAGGAUCAUUUAGAGUAAAGCCAUCUAUACAGUAGGAGGUGCCUUUAUUGCGUACCGCCCCAACAAAGGGGCAACCUCUGCCCUAAGUUGUGUAAACGCAUAAAGCGGUGUGUGUUGUUGUUUUUCUGUUUAAGCUUGAACAGCAGUGCUGCUCUGGCAAGCCAUGCCUGCUGCUCUGAUUCCAUGCACGUGCGUAGCUAACUGAGGAGCAAGAGCCGAGCAAUGCUGUAGGGCUGGCACUGCAUGCCCUGGCCGUGGCAACAUAGCAGUGCCCUUCUCUGGAGCAGGAGCUGUGCCAGGCUCUGCUCAGGACGGGAUGGCGAGGCACGGUGCCACACUGAGGUUGGUGGUCAGGGCUGCCCCAUGAUGAUGUGCGGGGCAAGGCGGUCAGGUGGUCAGGGCGCUGCGGUCAGUGGCUUCUGGGGAAACAGCCGUUGUGCGAGGCUGGGGGUGCGCUGGAGCAGACCCUACCGGCGGGGGGGGGAGGAGAGUCUCUGCUGUGCUGGGCUUUGGGGGUCUGGGGAUGAGGGGGGACGAGCAUUGAGAGAUGGCAGGGGGGAUGUGGGAAGAGCUGCAAGAGGCGGUGGGAGUGUGUGUGUGUGUGGUGGAGUCCCCUCUUGGGUUGGAUGGACUGAUUUAAAGCAUGUUCUUGCUGAGUGAGCUUUUUGCUCGUGUUACUGAGGAAAGAAAUGGCUGUGCCACUUCACCCCUCACCCCUCUUUUUUUUUUUUUUCCCCAUUCUCCCUCUAAAUGAAAAUUUAAAAAAAUGCUAAAUGAAAAUUUUAAAAAAUGCUAAUGGUCAACAGUGACAGAAUUGGGUGACAUCUUCAAGGUAAAGGGUAAAGAAUGUGGAAAUUUCUAGUAUGUUAAUGUUACUCUGUUAACAAAAAUGAUGUACUGGCUGCUUAAUAUUUCUUUUUUUUUUGUUUUGUUUUCCUUUAAGUAUUCUCCACAAAAC